Molecule: messenger RNA, 9303 nt
Organism: Gekko japonicus
Lineage: Eukaryota; Metazoa; Chordata; Lepidosauria; Squamata; Gekkonidae
Gene: SPTBN2
Product: spectrin beta, non-erythrocytic 2
Exons: 35
Coding region: 105-7241 (2378 amino acids)
Biological process (GO): actin cytoskeleton organization
Cellular component (GO): cell projection; plasma membrane; cortical actin cytoskeleton
Molecular function (GO): structural constituent of cytoskeleton; actin filament binding; phospholipid binding
Source: RefSeq, a predicted model, not a curated record
ACCAAAGUGCUGAAGAUUACCUUCCUGCUACCUGGGCCCAGCUGCAGCUGGGGGGGAGCCUGCAGUGGUGAUCCAGAGGGGGGGGGGUGCCCCAAGCCCCAAGGAUGUACCAGUCUGAACCAGAGCUGAUGGAGGAAAGCCAGAGCCCUCCUCCGAUGCCUCAUGAGCUGUCCCCAGCAGCCUUCAUCAACGCUAUACAGUACGCCAAUGUGUUGGAGGGCAGGUUCAAGCAGCUUCAAGAUGAGCGAGAGGCUGUGCAGAAGAAAACCUUUACCAAAUGGGUCAACUCUCACCUGGCCCGAGUCACUUGCCGUAUCAGUGACCUGUACAGUGACUUGCGGGAUGGACGGAUGCUGCUGCGCCUUCUGGAGGUGCUCUCGGGGGAGCAGCUGCCCAAACCAACCAAAGGCCGGAUGCGCAUACACUGCCUGGAGAACGUGGAUAAGGCCCUGCAGUUUUUGAAGGAGCAGCGCGUCCACCUGGAGAACAUGGGCUCCCACGACAUCGUCGAUGGCAACCACCGCCUCACGCUGGGCCUCAUCUGGACCAUCAUUCUCCGUUUCCAGAUCCAGGACAUUAGCGUGGAAACAGAGGACAACAAAGAGAAGAAAUCGGCCAAGGAUGCCUUGCUGCUUUGGUGUCAGAUGAAAACAGCUGGGUACCCCAAUGUGAAUGUCCACAACUUCACCACCAGCUGGAGGGACGGCCUGGCUUUCAACGCCAUCGUCCACAAACACAGGCCAGACCUAAUAGACAUUGACACACUGAAGAAAUGCAACGCUCACUAUAACCUCCAGAAUGCCUUCAACAUUGCCGAGAAGGAGCUGGGUCUGACCAAGCUCUUGGAUCCUGAAGAUGUAAAUGUGGACCAGCCAGAUGAGAAGUCCAUCAUUACUUACGUGGCUACCUACUACCACUACUUCUCCAAGAUGAAAGCCCUUGCCGUGGAAGGGAAGCGGAUUGGGAAGGUGCUAGACUAUGCCAUUGAGGCGGACAAGCUGAUAGAGAAGUAUGAGACGCUGGCCUCCGACCUUCUGCAGUGGAUUGAGCAGACCAUCCUGACACUGAAUGACAGAAAGCUGGCCAAUUGCUUGAGCGGAGUGCAGAAUCAAUUGCAGGCCUUUAACACCUACCGUACCGUUGAGAAGCCUCCCAAGUUCACAGAGAAGGGGAAUCUGGAAGUUUUGCUUUUCACUAUCCAGAGUAAGAUGAGAGCCAACAACCAGAAGGUUUAUAUGCCCCGAGAGGGAAGGCUAAUUUCUGACAUCAACAAGGCCUGGGAGCGUCUGGAGAAAGCCGAACAUGAGCGAGAGCUGGCCUUGCGCAACGAACUGAUUCGGCAGGAGAAGCUGGAACAGCUGGCGGCACGAUUUGACCGGAAGGCAGCCAUGCGUGAGACCUGGCUGAGUGAGAACCAGCGCCUGGUCUCUCAGGAUAAUUUUGGAUCAGACAUUUCAGCAGUGGAGGCAGCAGUGCGGAAGCAUGAAGCUAUCGAGACGGACAUUGUGGCGUACAGCGAGCGCGUGUCGGCUGUGAACGCCGUGGCAGCUGAGUUGGAGGCAGAGGGCUACCACGAUAUCAAGCGGGUGCUGAUGCGCAAGAACAAUGUGGCGAGGCUCUGGGAUUACCUGCGGGAGCUGGUGGCUGCCCGCCGUGAGCGCCUGCUGCUCCAUUUUGAGCUGCAGAAGAUGUUCCAGGACUUGGCCUAUCUCAUGGAUUGGUUGGAAGAGAUGAAGGGCCGCCUUCAGUCUCAGGACUUUGGGAAGCAUUUGCUUGGGGUGGAGGACCUGCUGCAGAUCCACGCUCUGGUGGAGGCUGACAUCGCUGUCCAGGCUGAGAGGGUGAAAGCCAUCAGUGCUGCUGCCCAGCGGUUUGCUGCUCCUGGAGAAGGAUACAAAGCCUGUGAGCCCCAUGUAGUUCAAGAUCGUGUGGUAACGCUGGAACGGUGCUAUCGGGAGCUGGUGGCACUGGCGGCGCAGCGGCGUGCCAAACUGGAGGAGUCACGACGUCUUUGGAAGUUCUUCUGGGACAUGGGUGAGGAGGAGGCCUGGAUCCGGGAGCAGAGCCAGAUCCUUUCGUCGGAUGACUUUGGCAAGGACUUGACGAGCGUCUUGCGCCUCACCAGCAAGCACAAUGCCUUUCGUGACGAGAUGAGUGGCCGAGCUGGCCCGCUGCAGCAGACAGUCUCUGAAGGCCGCCAGCUGGUUGCCGAAGGCCACUUUGGGGCUGCAGAGGUGGCUGAGCGUAUCCGGGAGAUUGAAGAGCAGUGGGAGCAGCUGGAGGCCCUGUCCAGCGAACGGGAGCGCCGCCUCCAACAAGCCUCCAACCUCUACCAGUUCCAGGCAGAUGCCAAUGACAUGGAGGCCUGGCUACUGGAUGCCCUACGCCUGGUGUCCAGCUCGGAGGUGGGCCAUGAUGAAUACUCAACCCAGAGCCUGGUGAAGAAGCACAAGGAAGUGGAGGAAGAAAUUCACAACCAUCGGCCAGCCCUGGAUGCCCUGCAUGAGCAGGCCCGAAGCCUACCACCUGCAUUUGCCCAUUCACCUGAAGUGGACGGACGCCUACCUGCGCUGGAGCAACGCUAUGAGGAGCUGGUCACAUUGGCUGAGCAUCGUAAGCAAGCCCUGCAGGAUGCCCUCAAUCUUUACAAGAUGUUCAGUGAAGCAGACGCUUGUGGGCUCUGGAUUGGUGAAAGGGAGUACUGGAUCGAAACAAUGGAUGUCCCAGAGAAGCUGGAAGACCUUGAAGUGGUUCAACAAAGGUUUGAGACGCUGGAGCCAGAGAUGAAUAACCUUGCCUCACGCAUCGCAGCUGUGAAUGAGAUUGCCAGCUGUCUUUUGGGCACUGACCAUCGAAACAAGGACAGUAUCCAAGGCACUCAGGAGCAGCUCAAUACCAGGUGGCAGCAGUUCCAAGCUCUGGCCAGCCGCAAGAAGGAAGCAUUAACCUCAGCACUCAGCAUCCAGAACUACUACCUGGAGUGCAAUGAGACCAAGGCUUGGAUGCGGGAGAAAACCAAGGUGAUUGAGUCCACCCAGGGCUUGGGCAAUGACCUCGCAGGUGUCAUGGCACUGCAGCGUAAGCUGGCGGGCAUGGAGCGGGACCUGGAGGCCAUCCAGGGCAAAGUGCAGGACCUGCGCGAAGAGGCAACCCGUCUGGCAGACCAGCAUCCAGAACAGGCCACGGCCAUUUUGGACCGCUUAUCAGAGGUCGAUGGGACCUGGGAUGAGCUGCGGGAGACCAUGCGGCAUCGUGAGGAGUCUCUGGGAGAGGCAAGCAAGCUGCAGGCUUUCUUGCGCGACCUGGACGACUUCCAGGCGUGGCUCUUGCGCACUCAGACAGCUAUUGCCUCAGAAGAUGUCCCAGCUACUCUACCAGAGGCAGAGCAUCUGUUGAGCCAGCAUGAAACUAUCCGCAAUGAGGUGGAUCACUACAAGGAUGAUUACCAGCGUCUGCGUGCCAUCGGGGAGGAGGUGACGCAAGGCCACACGGAUGCGCAGCACAUGUUCCUGCAGCAGCGCCUUCAGGCUCUUGAUACCGGCUGGAAUGAGCUCAGUCAGAUGUGGGAGAACCGGCACCAGCUGCUCUCACGAGCCUAUGCUUUCCAGAUCUUUUUGAGGGACACCAAGCAGGUGGAAGGGGUACUCAGCAACCAGGAAUACGUGCUGACUCACACAAGCAUGCCAAGCUCUCUCCAAGCUGCCGAGGCUGCCAUUAAAAAACACGAGGAUUUCAUGACCACCAUGGAGGCCAACGGCGAGAGAAUAAAGGGGCUGGUGGACGCGGGACGGAAGCUCAUCAUGGAGGACAGCCUUCAUGCUGAAAAGGUCCAGGAGAAAGUCAAUUCCAUCGACAGCAGGCAUAGGAAAAAUCAGGAAGCAGCCCAAGACCUGCUUGCCAGACUCCGUGACAAUCGGGAAUUGCAACACUUUCUGCAAGACUGCCAAGAGCUCACCCUGUGGAUCAAUGAGAAGAUGCUCUCUGCUCAGGACAUGUCAUACGACGAAGCCCGGAACCUCCACACCAAGUGGCAGAAACACCAAGCCUUCAUGGCAGAGCUGGCGUCUAACAAAGGCUGGCUGGAGAAGAUCCAGAAGGAAGGUCAGCAGCUGACGGCAGAGAAGCCAGAGCUGGAGCCUGUGGUGCGGGCCAAGCUGGAUGACUUGCAGCAGCUCUGGGAGGAGCUGGAGGACAGCACCCAGACCAAGGCCCAGUGCCUCUUCGACGCCAACCGUGCCGAACUCUUCACGCAGAGCUGCUCUGCUCUGGAAGCCUGGCUGAGUGGGUUGCAGUCCCAGCUACACUCGGACGACUACGGCAAGGAUCUGACCAGCGUGAACAUUUUGCUCAAGAAACAGCAGAUGCUGGAGAAUCAGAUGGACGUUCGUGAGAAGGAGGUGGAAGGCCUCAAAUCUCAGGCGUUAGCCCUAAGUCAGGAGGACUCCAACACCGUGGAGGUGGAUGGCAAACUCCAGGCAGUGGAGAACAGGUUUACAGAGCUGAGAGCACCUCUGCAGGAGCGCUGCCAGAAGCUGCUGGCCUCGAAGGAAGAGCAUCAGUUCAACCGGGACCUGGAGGAUGAAAUCUUGUGGGUGAAAGAAAGGAUGCCCAUGGCAGUUUCUACCGACCACGGCAAAGAUCUUCCCACUGUCCAGCUGCUGAUUAAGAAGAACCAGACCCUGCAGAAGGAGAUCCAGGGUCACCAGCCACGUAUAAACGACAUCGUGGGGCGGUGGCAGAGGUUGGGGUGCAGUGGCCUGGAAGCGGACCUGCAAGGCCGCGUGGAGGCAUUGCAGGAAAUGUGGCAGGAGCUGCAGAACCAGGUGGACCUGCGGCGUGCGCGCCUGGAGCAAGCGCAGAUCGCCCAGCAGUUCUACUUUGAUGCCGCCGAGGCAGAAGCCUGGAUGGGUGAACAGGAGCUGCACAUGAUAUCAGAGGAUAAAGCAAAGGAUGAGCUGAUUGCCCAGGCCAUGGUGAAGAAACACCUGGUGAUGGAGCAGGCCUUGGAAGACUAUGCCCAGACCAUCCACCAGCUCUCCAUCCAGAGUCGCGACAUGGUAAACAAGGGGCACCCUGAAAGUGAGCGGAUCAACCUCCGGCAGGGCCAAGUGGACAAGCUGUAUGCCAGCCUGAAGGACCUGACUGAGGAGCGCCGUGCCAAGCUCCAGGAGCAUCUCCGCCUGUGCCAGCUGAAGCGGGAGGUGGAUGACCUGGAGCAGUGGAUCUCGGAGCGGGAGGUGGUGGCGGCCUCCCAUGAGCUUGGGCAGGACUACGAACACGUCACGAUGCUCCGGGACAAGUUCCGGGAAUUCUCACGUGACACCAGCACUAUUGGCCAGGAGCGGGUGGACGGUGUCAACCGGCUGGCUGACGACAUGAUCUCUGCUGGUCACUCUGAAAACGCCACCAUCGCUGAGUGGAAGGACAGCCUCAAUGAGGCCUGGGCAGACCUCCUUGAACUCAUCGACACCCGAAGCCAGAUGCUGGCGGCUUCUUACGAGCUACACCGAUUCUACCAUGAUGCUCGGGAGACCCUAAGCCAGGUCCAGAACAAACAGAAGCAGCUUCCUGAUGAGGUGGGGCGUGACCUUAACACUGCUGAGGCCAUGCAGCGGAUGCACAGCGCUUACGAGCAUGACAUCCAGGCGCUCAGCACUCAGGUGAAGCAGGUGCAGGACGAUGCGGCACGGUUGCAGAAGGCCUACGCGGGCGAGAAAGCAGACGAUAUCCGAAGACACGAGCAGUCCGUGAGCGAGGCUUGGGCUGACCUGCUCAGUAGCAGCAACGGCCGCCGGCAACUCCUCCUCGACACCGUCGACAAGUUCCGUUUCUUCCGCAUGGUCCGUGACCUGCUGCUCUGGAUGGAUGGAGUCAAUCUCCAGAUAGAUGCUCAGGAGAAGCCCAGGGAUGUGUCAGCUGCUGACUUGGUCAUCAAGAACCACCAAGGGAUCAAGGCUGAGGUUGAGGCCCGGACUGACAGCUUCAACGCCUGCAUUUCCAUGGGCAACGAGUUGCUAGCCAAGGGCCACUAUGCCUCUGACAAGAUUACAGAGAAGUUGACCCAGCUUCAGGACCGACGCAGGGAGAUCAGUGACAAAUGGCGGGAGAAAAUGGACUGGUUACAAAUAGUCAUGGAGGUGCUGAUGUUUGGACGGGACGCUAGCAUGGCCGAGGCUUGGCUCGCCAGUCAGGAGCCAAUUGUACGCUCUGCCGAGCUGGGCAGCAACGUGGAUGAGGUGGAGAACCUCAUCAAGCGCCAUGAGGGCUUCCAGAAAUCGGUUGCUGCCUGGGAGGAACGCUUCCUUGCACUGGAAAAGCUAACCACGCUGGAAGAGAAUGAGCGUCGCGAGCGUGAAGAGGAGGAAGCGAGGAAAAGGAGGUCUGCGACACCACCUCUGCCAGAACCUGUAGCCACGGCGCCACAGAGCCAGCUUUUGGACAGACAGCAUGCCCCCAGUGACAGCCAUGACAACCGGAGUUCAGGAGAGCGUGGUCUAUCAUUGGAGUUGCCAUCUCUGAACGGGAUUGAUCCUGAUUCUGAGUCUACCCAGAUGUCUGAGACAUCAGGUACGGUGAACGGGUCACGGCUGGACUCUGUGUCCAAGGGGAAGGAGCCCAGCCCAGUUCCAUCACCCAAACCCCGCUCCAAGCUGCCUGCCCUUGGCACUGAUCCUGCUCAGUCAGCCACACUGCCCUUGCGGAUGCCAGAUUCCUCAGCCUCGGAACAGAUGGAGGGAAUGCUGUACCGAAAACAGGAAAUGGAGUCACAUGGCAAAAAAGCAGCCAACAGAUCCUGGCAGAACAUCUUUUGCAUUGUGCGGAAGGGUAGUCUGGGCUUCUACAAGGACAGCAAGAACGCCAGCAACGGCAUCCCUUACCAUGGCGAGGUGCCCGUCAGCUUGCAGGGGUCACAGUGCAAUGUUGCCUUGGACUACAAGAAGCGCAAGCAUGUCUUCAAGCUUGGGUUAACCGAUGGCAAAGAGUAUUUAUUCCAGGCGAAGGAUGAGGCUGAGAUGAGCAGUUGGAUGCGAGUCAUCAAUGCUGCAGCCACCUGCACCCCAACGCCACAAGGGACUGCAGAGGAACAGCCGCCGCUCAUCAGUAAAGGAAUGUCACGCACCCUGAGCAUGCCCCCCGUGUCCCCCAACAGCGGCCCCGAAGGGACCGUCACACUGCGUAGCAAAGAGACCAAGGAAAAGGACCGUGAGAAGCGCUUCAGCUUUUUCAAGAAGAACAAAUAGAGGAGUCCCUCGUGGGGAACGGGCGGGCGGGGGACUGCAGCCGCUGAGUCUGUGCAAAACUGAUGGUCAGGGCGGGCGUGGCGAGGGACUUUGGACCUGGGGAAGACUGGGGAGCGACACAGCUGACAGAGACCACGGUUAUUUUUCUUAGUACUGCAGAUUGCAUGAAGCAUCUCCAAACUUUACACGGAAUGCCUCUCCUCCCUCCCCCACCCCAGGGGGGGAAAAAAAGCAAAAUCAGGCCAUGCUGCCUCAAUCGGAACACGUUUGCAAGGUGAAGCCAUGAUGUCAGGGAUUGGGUCUGAGGUGCUGCACUCGGAAGAGGCUCUUGCAGGGGGGCAAAGAGGCAUCACUGAAGCGUGGCUGUGAUGAGAGUGUGGGCCAGGGGGCACGAGCCAUGCACAUCAUCUGUCAUUCUGUAUGCACAGGGACUCAGGGCUUAUGGGUUGCUGAAGUGUGGGCUCUGCCAAGGUUUUCCGUUACCAAGCUGGUAUCAAGAGUCUGUUGGGUACAGGAAGAAAUGGGUUCUUUGGGCUUCUGAUGUCGAGGAUUUCUCCUUCCCCCACAAAAAUCCCCACCCUCUUAGUCAGGAAAUGCUUCUAUCACCUGAUCCCAUCCCCCAUUUCCACCCUCCGAUUGCAGGAUUUCUCUAGAGCCACCCCUGUCCCCUUUGUUGCCUAACCUGAAGUAGGUUCUGCUGAGUGAGUCAAAACGGUGACCGGAAAGAACACAACCUGUUUUGAGGUAGAAGGAAAAUCAACUUUUAAAGAGAGGCUUGUGUCCUGAGGCACUGCUGGUCCCAUAUAAGGCCCUACCGGGGCAGGAGUGGCUGUGGCGUCACCCAUACCAUAGGACAGAGCUCAUAUCACACAGAUAUAUAAAGUAGGGAGAGAAUUUAAAGAGAAGAAUCAAGGGGUGAAGCCCUUUUACCUCUAAAAUCGUCAGCCACCCAAGCUGGCUUUUCUUGUCAACUCUGCCUCCUUCCUGUCUUGGAAGCCAACCAGAAGAAAUGUGAGUUUGGAGUGACGAAUGCAGCUGAUUAGAGAAGGAGUUCAGUACCUCGCUGUACUUAAAAUUGCACCCUAACCCACCCCCCACCCCCAUUUAUGAAGGUAUCUUAUACUGUUCUGGUUCAGGAUGGUAUACUCUGUGGCAACGGCUCUCCAGGCCUAGAGGAGAGGCUGCCUUUAAAUGGAAAUGUCAAGAAUGCCACUUUACAAUUGUGGAACUGGCUGCCUUCUUAACAAAACAGCUCUACCACUCUUCCUUCUAGUUAGGGCCUUUGAGUAUUCCGCCCAAGAACCUUCUCUGCCAUCACCACCACUUCUGCCAGGCCUUGAUUUCCUGAGGCACCACUUGGGCCUCCAGUAGCCAACUCCCAAGGGCCAUCUAGUACAACACUCUACUUCUACCUGGGCCAGCCAGAUGGCCCAUAAGGUAAGCUUAUUAGCAGAGCAUGAUGGAGACAGAUAUCCUGUCAUCUGGUGCUCAUAAAAUAUCCUGCCUCUAAACAUGGAGGUUCCAUUCUCAGUGAUCGUGGCUGAUCCAUGAACGUAUUGGAGCUUUUUUUUUUUUUAAAGACCUCUGAGUCUAAAGACCGCUUCAGUAUCUUGUGGCGAUGAGUCACGGACCUCUGUCCCAAAGAGGGUGGGGAGCUGAAGGGAGCAGACCCUCUCAUUUAACAAGUCCUGUCCUUCAAACGACACUACUCAGGGUCCUUCUAACAAGAUGAGGCAGGACAUUUUUUAUUUCUGAAAACUAUAUUAGGAGGAAACUCAUUUCCAGGGGAGGAAUAUGCAUCUUAGCUAUUGCCGGAGUCUUGUAGCUUUGCCUGAUAGUGGGGACCGAAGUUUUCUCCAUUGGUCUUUCAGGGCUUGCUGUCCGACAGCUACUCUUUACCUGCUGAGCUCCUGCAAGAGUGGGAAUCUCUCCACUGCCGAAUUUUGCAUCCCACACCGCUGUGUUCCUGCUUCCAUCUCUUUUCUAGUCUGGUUUUCUGACCUGUGCCUUCCUUUUUCAUAACCGUAUGCUGCCCUGAUGGCCUGCCAUAUCCUUUUCCUCU